Messenger RNA from Symbiodinium sp. CCMP2456, 1692 nucleotides. The record is from the annotation of a GenBank genome assembly. Lineage: Eukaryota; Dinophyceae; Suessiales; Symbiodiniaceae.
AUGGUCCUCACUUUCGAAGCGAAGGCGGAAAUCGAUGCCCUGGUGAGCCACACACAGGGCGGGGACUUCCUCGUCAAGAAUGUGCAGCAGAUCUUCGCUCUGUUGGAGAAACAUGGACUCAUGACACACAUGAGGAUUCCCCCGCAAUUCGUCGGUGUGCACCCGAAGAACCGCGACGGGGCUUGCUUGGUGGCGGAGGACGUCCACGAACUCCUCGAGUCCAUCGCCCAGGUCGGCUUCGUUCCAAGCCGUGUGCAUGCAAUCGCCAUUGAGGUCUCCGGCCCUGAGGAGUUGGAGUUGAAUGAGAGGUUGGUGACCUCUGCGGCUGGGCGACUCGGUACCAUCGACAAGAGUCGCCUGAAGGCUCUCAGCCUGUCUGCAUCCCACACCAAUUGGGCCCUGAGAUUGGUGGCCUGUGGCCACAAGGCCGAGUAUGCCCUUGUCAAGAAGCAAGCUCUCGCCUCGAAGCAAGCCAUGAUCAAGUUGGCUCUCACAGGCCAUGUGCUGACACCUACGGCCAUGAAGAAGAUCUUCACAAAGGACACACUCCCAAAGGCGAUCGCAGCAAAUCGUUGCAUGUCCAUGAUCAGGGAGCUGCUGCAGAAUGGUGGCGGUCCGAGCAUCGAACACCCGGACUAUACCAGAGUCGUGAAUUUGCUCGGGGUAGCAGAUGGCAACAUGGCCAAGGUCGUGCUGGGCAUGCAGCCUGGCGAUGGCGAGAAGAAGUACGGAGCCGCCGAGAGUGUUGCUCACGACACGGUUGUCAUCCUUAACAGCAUGUUGGGACUAAGCAUGACUUCGCCUUGGGCAUUGCAAGCUGAAGAGACAAAGGUAGCAACAGGCCAAAGCAGCAGCAGUUCCCAUGAAAGGAUGCGAGAGCUCAACCCAGACGGCUCCCUCAAGAACCCUUCCGAUCUGCUCGCUGAUUCCGGCUUCGUGCAGGAUGCCUUCUGCCGAAGGAGGAAGGAUAAGAUGGAGUGUGUCAUCAUGCAAGCGAAAGCACCUCAUGUUCAGCUGAAGGAGCUGAAGACUGGUGGCCUCAUGAAGGUUAGCAUGGAUGAGUUCAUCUCAGGCCAGUGGGUGGUGUUCAAGCCCAAAGCCGAGGCACAGGUUUUGGACCAGCUGGAGAAUUUCGGCCCUGCAGCUUCCCCCGACUUCCAAGCAUGCAGCAUCGUUGCAGCGAUCCACUCCGAGGUGGCCCGAUUGGUUGGUCAUCACUCGUCUGAUGAGGUUUGCAAGAGUUUGCAGCUCCAGAUGAAGCCAUUUAAGUCUGUGAUUGCUAAAGCAAACUUCGCCAAGAACAAGCUGGUGCUUGUUCCAUUCACAUUCAAGGUCCUGAUGCGAGAGAAGAAGUCGGAUCCAGUCUCGGGGGCCGUCCAGGUCGUCGUGCCAUCUUGGAAGAUGGACAAUCGCGAGUUUUGGCUUGUGUCCUGCAACCAGGCUCCCAAGGAAGACGACGAUGGCAACACCCUCACGAAGGGCUUCAUCUCGCCAUUUUUCGCGAUUGCAGGGCAGGAGGAGGAGGACCUCGUGAACAUGACAUCCUUCAUGUCAGGGAAUAGCCAGAGCAUCGUCAGAUUCCCCAUGCUGAAGAACAGCAAGGCAAUCUCGGCUGGCGAUCAUUUGUGCACAUUGCGAGUGAAGGAGAAGGCUGAGUCGAAGGCUCCUCCUGCUAAGAAGGCCAAGAAGUGA